This is a messenger RNA of Closterium sp. Naga37s-1, 991 nucleotides long. The record is from the annotation of a GenBank genome assembly. Lineage: Eukaryota; Viridiplantae; Streptophyta; Zygnematophyceae; Desmidiales; Closteriaceae.
AUGGGCGUUUCGCCCGGCCAGAGGCACUUCCCGGGCAGCUGCGGGGAACGUUUCCCCAACAUCUCAGCCUGUUGGAACGCGGGAUUGGUGGAUGAGGGGUAUGUGAAGCCGCCCACUCCGAUAAACUGCCCGAAAAUAAAUAACGUGAACGACUUGAAACCAGAGGGAAGGGAUACCAGUUGCAGCCAUUACACGGACUUUCAUUGGCACGACCAGGCAGCUUAUCAGGUGUUUCGCCUGAGUGAUGUGUACGUGAACGACGAUGGGAAUGUGUUCAAUGCGACCACUCUCUUCAACAAGGGUGACUGCAACGGGCACCUCAAUUUCUCCGUCAAGGCAGGGAAGACCCAAGUGCACCACGUGGACAAAGCAGUAUCCCUUGUCUACCGUCAGGCAGAUGCGUUUUACCAUGGCUUCAUAGAGUGGCAACCAGCCUUCUACAUUCUCCACUCGGUGCUUGCCGCUCAUCCCGACAUUCCCCUGCUAGCUCGGCCCUCCCAGUGGCGUUUCUAUCAUCGCACCAUUCAGCACGUGGUCGGAGUCAGCACCAGCUCUUUCCGCCGGCUAGCCAUUCCCGAGGGAGCCCUUUUCCACGUGAAGGAGCUUUACCUGCCGCUCUACCAGAGCUGUGGAAAUCCCUCUCCUGCCAUCUGGCACACCCUUCGUUAUAAUCACAUCCUCCUGCCCGAAGGGUUGCCAUACUUUCAUGAGGACAGGUGGCAGCUCAGGAAUGUGCCACGUGGCGAUGGUCCGGGGAAUUUUCCGGGCAGUUCGGAUGAUGGGUUGGGGAAUGCAAGUGUGGGAUUUCGAGACCGAGGGUAUUGGUCGAAGGUUUUUCCGCUGCCCAGAGAUUGGAUUGUGGUGGUGGUUCAGCGGCUUGGGGCCAAGGGCAGGACGAUGAAGCAGUUCGGGCAGCUGUUGGGGGCAGUUCAGAAACUUUUUGGGAUGGGCAGGGUCCACAUUUUCAACGGCACGCAGAGUGUUUAUGAAA